GACUUUAUUGGUACAAUUUAGACCAACGCUGCACAGACAGACCUCUCAAAGAAACUUCUAGACUAGUAAUUCCAUAUUUUAACUGUUGAGAGUCAGUAAUAAAACAUUAGGAAUAUGACCCUAAUGGGUUCCUGUUUUGUAUAUAAUUAACACAAUUGCUAAUUUCCAUCGUCAGGUGUAAUUUAUGUACAGGUGUGAAAUAUACCUGUUCCCUCAAAAAUUACCGAACAAUCUUAAAUAUAUUUAUCAAAAUUCGUGAUUUUUAAUUGAAUGUCCAUAGAUAAAAAUGCUUGACUGUUAAUAUGCUUCGCUGUAAUUGGUUGCCUUUAGAAUACCGCUGGCAUUUUAUUAAACCUUACCGUUGUGUAUUUUUCGGGGAGGCGCGCGAUGAACUCGUUCGCGGAGGACCGAUGAUCUUCAGCGGUUAAAGAGUCAGACCGGAUCAGAGAGUUGUGGGCACGUCUUCGGAUACUUACGGUUUAUCAUCACGCCGAUUCCGCUGUGUGGUUUUCGGCGCUUGUGAGCUGCACCUCGGACAUUUUGCUGCGUUCCUUGAACAUCUCAUAUUUUACUUUGUCUCAAAGGGAGAAGUUCAGUAAACAGCGCCUUCAGACUCGAGGCGAAAUAAGCACUUGUCAUCGUUAAUACUGUUAAUAAUUUACUUUGUUACAGGGGUAAGUGCGACUGGGCGAAUGAAAUGGGGGGAAGCCAGUUGAUCGGUAUAUAAAAACUGCGAGGUUUUGGGCAUAAAUAGAAUUAAGGGAGGAAGUGUGGGCUGCACCUGUUUGCAAAAGCGGAGGUGGUAGGGAGGCUCUAUAGGGCUCCGCUCUGUUCCGCGGCAACAAUAAAGGGGGAAAAGUUUGCCGGUCUUCCGCGAUAAGUGGCAGCUUUCCUGGUCUUCAGAGUGGGCAGGAAGCGGGAGAAGGAGCGCAACUCCGCCGUGCGAACCGCGAGCCAGGAUGCUGCAGCAGCUGGAGGUCAACGUAGCGUUCUUGACGGACUCGGAGCGCGAGCUGAUCCUCGAGGUGCUCCAGCGGGAUGAGGAGCUGAGGAAAGCUGAGGAGCAGCGUGUGAGACGGCUGAAGGCGGAGCUCUUGGACAUCCGCCGGCGAGGUGCCAAGCGCAGCAGCGGCAGCUACAGCGAGCGCAGUUGUGGCCGUUGCCAGGCAGCUCUGGGGCGUCUGUCUGUCGGUGCCAGCCAAUGCUCGGGCUGCAACCAUCGCGUGUGCAGCGCCUGCCGCUCCAGCCGGCCCGACGGGUCAUGGGCGUGCAGUGUGUGUGCCAAGGAGGCAGACCUUAAGAAGACCACUGGAGACUGGUUCUAUGACCAGAGGGUGAACCGCUUCCUGGACUCCCCUGGGCAUGACAUGGUCAGAGUCUCCCUCAGGAAGCGGCCCCAGGUGAAGAAGCGCGACACCGUGGGGGCAAUGCUCCUGCAGAACGUGGAGAUGAAUCCCGCCGGCAGGCCCUCGCCGAUCCCUCGGCCCAGGCUGAAGGACCAGCUGGGCCUCGACACGAGCUCUCUGUCGGAUGGGUCGCAGCCCCCUGAUGGACCAGCUCCAGAUCAACAGCAGCGCAGUGACACUGAGUCUGUGGAGAAGGCCAGUCUGAGCAGCAGCCGAACCGGGACUGAAUCCUCCCAUGGGACUCCGGUCCUGUCCAGGAAUGAGGCUGUGCCUGCGGAUGGAGGAUCAAUGGGGCGCUCCAGUCCCGCUGGAUCUAGCAAGUCAGUCUUGGAUGCCCCCAUCAAGCCGGGCAACUCCUCCAGUAGCACUUCGGACCUGGACCCGUCAGUAACACCCUGCCCAGUACCAACAGUGUCUGAAGAAGAUAAGCUGUUCAAGAGGAGUACCAAACGAGUCCAGAAGCCUGGGGAGAGUAACUGGCCCACCUCAGUGCUGGACCUGCGUGAGGCGGGGUCAGAGAUAGACGAGGGCUCCAUGAGAGAUCGGAGCAAGUCCGUGCCAGGGCUCAACAUGCAGGAGGAAGAGGAGGAUGAGGACAUUGACAGCCUGGUUGAGAUCCACAGGAAGAAUGCAGGCAGAAGCACGUACAGCCUUCGAAGCAAGAGCACGAUGGGCAGUCUGAUGAGCGUGUACAGCGAGGCAGGAGACUACGACACGGUCGACGUCAGUGGAGACAUCAUAUUCUCCCUCCAUUACGACGACCGCUCGCAGACCCUGUCCAUCCUCAUUAAGGAGUGCCGCAGCCUGGCUUAUGGAAACGCUGCCAAACAUCGCUGUAACCCGUAUGUAAAAUGCUACCUGCUCCCAGACAAGUCCCGGCAGAGCAAGAAGAAGACCACCGUCAAGAGCAACACGGUCAACCCCAUUUACAACGAGACCCUGAAGUACUCCAUCAGUCGUUCCCAGCUGGUCACACGGUCUCUCCAGUUGUCUGUUUGGCACCAUGACCGCUUUGGCCGCAACGCCUUCUUGGGGGAGGUGGAGUUGCCACUGGAUUGCAGGGACCUGAACUCCAGCCACGAGGAGUGUGUGCCGCUUCGACCGAAGGUCUCUGCCACAUCACAGUCUGCUUUCGCCCAGUACAAGGGGGAACUGAUGAUUUCCCUGAAGUUUGUUGCCGCAGGCGAGGUGUCCUCAGACACCGCCAAAGGUAAGGACAAGAAGAAGAAGAAGACCAAGGAUGAAGGUGGAGAGCUUCAUGUCCUGAUCAAGGAGGCCAAAAACCUAACUGCCAUGAAAAAGGGAGGCAUCUCUGACUCCUUUGUGAAAGGGUACCUGCUGCCGGACAAGACGAAGGCCACAAAGAGGAAGACACCCGUGGUGAAGAAAACCCUCAACCCACACUAUGAUCACACCUUUGUGUACAAGGGCCUGAGCUUAGAGCAGCUGCAAGGCAUGUGUCUGGAGCUGACUGUGUGGGACCGGGAGGCCAUGUCCAGUAACGACUUCCUGGGAGGUGUCCUUCUGAGUUCAGGACCAGGUGCCAUGCAGGAAGUCUCAGUGGAUUACACAGAGGAUGAGGCCUGCCUUUGGAGGAAGAUGAUGCAGUACCCUGGCUCGUGGGCAGAGGGCACCCUCCCAUUGCGCUCCUCCAUGGGCAACAUCAAAUGAAGAUGCCAGAAUGGAACAGAAGCUGUCCAUACGCUUUUAACCAAAUUUUGCUUAACCCCCCCCCCACCACCACCACCUCCGUCUGCAAUAAAGCAUGUGAUUUCAGGGGAUGGGAGCGGGAGUCCCACAAUUCAGAGGGACAGGGGCCUGUAGCUGUAAUUCUGUGGGUUAGCAAUAGUGACUCUGCAAUUUCUUUAUCCUCUACCUGUGGAAUAGAAGGACCUAAUCAAGGGCUUUAACUUUAAUGCACAAUCACAAGUUUAUUCUGCCAAAGAACUUAUUGUUACGCAUUUAAAAAUUUGUUAGCAUUAACAAUAAUGCUAUUAUUAAUUUUAAUCUUUAGAAAGACAGAUGCAUCUUUUCUGGAGUUUUUGCUCGCAGUAUGGCGGGGGGGUGGGGUGGUCGGCGUCUGCAGAGCUUUGCUGAGAUGGGCUCCUCUGCGUCUCCGUGCCGGACAGCCCUGGGGGGUCUGUGACUUCCGUAAUGUCAUCAGCUUCGGAGGGUGACGGACGAGCAGCUGCAAUGUUCAUCUUUCCAUAGCAAAAGCACUUUGGACUGUUACCUUCAAACGUUAGAUGUUUCUCCCUUUGGCUGUCAGGUCACAGAUGUAUUUUUGUUUAUGUUAAAAAAAAAUUGAUUUUUAUUCAAUAUACAUAGAAAACAACCAAUUACCAAGGGAUUGGAAGGUAGUUGUAUGCCGAUAUAUCAAAUUGUUGUCUUAAUAAAUAAGUAUAUUUAACUUCA
Messenger RNA from Paramormyrops kingsleyae, 3821 nucleotides. RefSeq names its product synaptotagmin-like 4 (gene sytl4). NCBI's taxonomy places the organism in Eukaryota, Metazoa, Chordata, Actinopteri, Osteoglossiformes, Mormyridae. Gene Ontology annotation, cellular component: exocytic vesicle; plasma membrane. Gene Ontology annotation, biological process: intracellular protein transport; exocytosis. Gene Ontology annotation, molecular function: neurexin family protein binding; small GTPase binding; phospholipid binding. The record is from RefSeq and is a predicted model, not a curated record.